GAAAACGGGUAGAAGGACAGGACGGAGACACAGAGGGAGGAACUGCGCCGGCAGACAGAAAGAGGAGGAGAAAACUAAUGCAAACGAAAGAUGACAGUGCGAAACGAAAUGGAUCCAACCAAGCCCAGGACACGGCAUGUAAACAACGAUGGGGGGAAUGAAUCAUUGAUGGGAGAUCCGUCGGUGCCAUGGGGAAAUAGUAAGGACGAGGGGAGGGAGAAAGACGCAGACGCCAGAGAUUCAGACGUCGAUGGGACGACCGCAGCUGCAGAGAGCAACCAUCACCACAGGGGGUCAGCAGACAAAGCCAAGUUCAACACAUUUGGCUAUCAGAGACGGAGAAAGGUAAAGAUUGUGACUGACUUAGCAACAGUGAGUAAGGCUUCUGCUGCAGCCAAACCCAGAGCUGCACUGAGACAGGUCCUUUUCAGCCAGGGAGAGUCUGAGAAGACCCAGGCCUCUGAGCUGGAUGGGCUGAAGCAGGAUCUGGAUGCCUUUGCUGUGCCGCUCAAUCUGAAUUGGAGGUGGAAGGAGGAAAGUCAGGGAACCACACUGGAGAAGAACUGGACAGAUAUAGUGCACUCUCAUUCAACGAUGUCUAAGAUGCAGAGGCACCAGCAGGAGGCGCUGUGGGAGUUUGUCUACACCGAGCUCAUCUACAUCAACAAACUGAUGAUCAUCAAAGACUUGGUUGUUGCAGCUCUUGUCAACCUGCACCAGCAUGGAUUUCUCCGGGAGGUGACCCCUGAACGUCUCUUCGCUAACAUUCCCUCCAUCCUCGCCGCUCACCAGCUGUUUUGGCAGGAGGUGAUUUAUCCCAUGUUACAAGAAGUCCGGGGGACGGGAAAGCCCUUUGAUCCUUUGGUGUUGGAGGCUGGUUGCCUGCAGUUCCACGAGCGCUUUUCGUCCUAUCAACAUUACUGUUGGGAGGAGGAAAACAAUCUGAAGUUCACACGCAGGCAGAUGGGGAGCAACCCACAUUUCCUCACUUAUGUUCAGUGGGUGGAGAACCAUCCUCAGUGUGAGCGGAUGCGGCUCGGGGACAUGCAGGUUAAACCCCACCAGAGGAUCACAAAGUACCCGCUGCUUCUCAAGGCCGCGCUGAAAAACACCCAGGAUCCUCACGAGCAGCACACACUCAGAGGCAUGAACAACACAACUCUUCUUCUCUCUCCUCUCCAGUUGUCCAGUGUGAACUGUUUUUUGGAGAGCAUCAACGAUCACCUGAGGCUAAAAGAUGAGAAACUCGCUCUCAGCAUUUCUGCUCAGAGGGUGGAGGGAUACGAGGUGGAGCGCAUAAACGAAGAUAUUGACAAGCGUGUCCGAGAGAUUUGUCAGUUCGACCUAACCUGCCCCAUCAGUGGAGUAGGUCCUGAAGUCGUGCGCAAGCUUCUGCUGGAAGAGAACCUGAAGAUUCGGGAGAGGAAAGACAGCAAGCUUGAGGUGGUGGCUCUACUUUUCUCAGAUGUUCUUCUAAUGACCAAAGUCCAGAAGAAAGGGGACCGGCUGAAGGUAGUUCGACCUCCUCUGGCCCUUGACAGAACGUUUUGCUUCUCACUGAAAGAUGACUGUUCAUUUGUUGUUGUAGAGGUUGGUGAGCUGCGCAGUGCUAUGAAUGUCUACAUAUUUGUAGCCGGUACCUCAGAGAGCUGCACCAGAUGGGUCUCCAACAUCAACCAUGCAAAGGAAACAUUGUGGAACUUGAGACAGACUGAGAACAGGAGACAACUGGAAAAUUGGAAAAUCCGGCAGCUGGAGGCCAAGCCUGUCACAAAUGCCGAAACGUAUGAUAUGGACACAGAAAAAGAACUUCUCACGGAAUCCAGACGAGGGAGUUUUAUCGACGAACUCAAUGAAAAAUUUAUUAUCGCCCAAUCAAGAAACGGGACGUUGGUGUCUAAAGAAGCAGAAGCAAAGGAACGGUCUCAUCCUGCAGGUGGUGUGACUGAAAACAAUCAUGUUUUACCCUUAUGGCAUUCCCACCUCGACGUCAACAGCAGUAAACUAUCGCACAAGGGUCAGCAACAAGCAGAACAUGGAUAUGAAUGGAUAGAAAUGGGAGUGAGAGCAGACGAAAGAAGGGGGCAAAGAGUGGGGAACCACAGUGCACAAUCGGCCCCCGAUCUGGAUUGUGUAAGUCACGGUAUUGCAGCUGAUCCAUCACGAAACAAUACUACUGGACCACACGAUACGAUCUUGUAUCCAGAUGUUGACUAUCCAACGGAGGAGGAAAGUACCCCAGACCUUCCUGCUCAACUAGCAAUAUUUAGGGGGGAGUCUGCGUUUAUAAGACUGACACAAGGGAGAAGAAUGGCAACAAAUAGGGAUUCAGAUUCUCACGCUGUGGACCAGGACUCCAGGAUAAACUCCGACUACAGCAAGACCGGAGACAUGGAGACACCUGCAGAGGCCUGGGGUUGCUCCAAAAAUUUAAAGUCGCCCGGGAUACGCAGGAGGAGGCAAAACAGCUCUCAUCAGGGCCCCUCUUCUCAGAUGUCAAAUCAGUCCUUGCCGGUUUUAAAUGGCCAAAUGAAAAGAAACUCUCAACCAUCUGUCCAGGAGUCACACCGAGUGCUAAAGCUGGGCUCCCUGAAGAAUAACCAAGCGAUGUUCGCGGACAUGCACGGUAGAGUAUCUCCAGACCCCCAAACAUUGUCUGAAUCUGAGCUUUCGGAUCAUAACAUUUAUAACAGAGGGAAAACCCGAAGGACAGCCUCUAUUCAUAACAUGAAGGACAUAAACAAGGGCCAAGGAGCCACAUGGACCAGUAGUCCGCACACGUUACCCAAAGUGGAGAAUGCACUUUUUCCGAAACCAAGCGGACACAACGUGGCCUUGGAGGGUCUUUUGGUAAGGGCCAAAGAGAGAGAUGGAUUAAAAAGCAGAAAUGUGAAAAGGGCCAAUUCGGGGUUGCGAAAUCCUCCUCCCCCCUCGUUUUCCCCCGCAUCAUCGCCGUCGCCCAGCGAUAGAGAAAGUUACAUGGGGUGGGAGGAGGAGGAGGUGGAGCUGUUUAGACACAGAGCGCUCACAGUGAGUAAAGGAUGGAAGGAGCAGCUGGUGGAUGGAGAUGAAGAUGACAAGAGUGUUUUUACAGUCGGAGUAAAUGUGGACUGGCCAGCUUGGUGCUUUGAUGAUGAUGAUGUCCUGGAUAAUUUACACCUUGGAGAGGAAGGUUUUCUGGAGAGCAUCAACCGAUCCUUGGCCUCCAGGGAUAUCCCCGAAAUUUCAGAGCAAGAGGACGGGCAUUAUAGUCACGUGUAGCUCUGAAGCUGCAUGUCGCUGCACUUACUGAGUGGAUACCAAAUGGUGCUACUAACCAUCAUCCAACAACUAUUCAUCACUAAAAAAUCCGUCCGUUUAUUUUUUUAAAAUUUUUUUUUUAAAUAAUAACAUUCUUAUAUACAUGAGUGUAUAGAUUUAGAUUUAUAUCAGUAAUCACUUCCCUUGUCAUUGACCUGUACGUUACACAUUGUAUAUCAUGUAAAAAAUAAAGUGUUCUUUGCUAAAAGUACCUUAUUUUUAAAACAGUUUAUUCUUAAUACGUAUAUACAGAAACAAAUAUUCACAUACAGUUGAUAAUUGAAAACAGACACAAAUAUUAGGAUAAUACACAACGUUUGUAGUUCAACAAAACUGCUACAAUGUCGGCUCCGAAAAUACAGUAUUUACAAACAAAUGCCACAUUUUGCAGAUAUAAAGAUAAUAAAAGAUAGAUCCCACGUCAGUAUUUUGGUGAGAUGGCCGCAUUAAUAUCUUUACUUUUUCACUGCGUUUCUUUCUCUCUCCUCCCGCUCAUUGGACACGGUGUGAACAAUUGUCUCCAGCGCAGGGUACCGAAAGAUGCCUUUCCUCUGUGGAAAAAGAUACACAAAAUGUACAUUAUUUUAUCUGAUGUGGGAUCAUGUACAUGUUUUGCAACAUCAACAGGAAAAUUCUUUUUUUUAAACUUAAUUAUAUGAGAAAUUGUUUGAUUGACAUUCCUUUCAAAUAAUGUUCUUGAAUCAA
Molecule: messenger RNA, 4005 nt
Organism: Gasterosteus aculeatus aculeatus (three-spined stickleback)
Lineage: Eukaryota; Metazoa; Chordata; Actinopteri; Perciformes; Gasterosteidae
Source: RefSeq, a predicted model, not a curated record